Messenger RNA from Cylas formicarius (sweet potato weevil), 14264 nucleotides. It is a transcript of the gene Dhc93AB, whose product is annotated as dynein beta chain, ciliary. Gene Ontology annotation, biological process: microtubule-based movement. Gene Ontology annotation, molecular function: dynein intermediate chain binding; minus-end-directed microtubule motor activity; ATP hydrolysis activity. Bases 261 to 13694 code for a protein of 4477 amino acids. The record is from RefSeq and is a predicted model, not a curated record. NCBI's taxonomy places the organism in Eukaryota, Metazoa, Arthropoda, Insecta, Coleoptera, Brentidae. The transcript is spliced from 39 exons. Gene Ontology annotation, cellular component: dynein complex.
GGAGAGGGAAUGUUGAACAGGAGAUUUGAAUGUUAUGGUUACGCUCAUAUUGCCAACUGGGGGAGUUUCAAGGGGACGGAAAUUAACUAUUAUUUGUGGGCACGAUAUAAAUUUAAAUAUAAACCCAAAAGUAAAGCGUGUCGUGGUACGGAAUUUGCCCGACUUGUGCGAAGGAAAUCGUGACGAAUACACGCAAAUCCAACCAGGCUUUGGUGACAUUAACAUGCCACCAAUAUAAAUUAGUUAUAUUGCAAAACAAAAUGGAUCAACAACAAACUAGCGUUACUCUCGAUAGCCGCUUGGAAUUUCUCAGGACUUACGUCCAAAAAUCGUUAAAAUUAAAAGCGGAAAAAUGGUCCAGGAUGAUGGCAACGGAAGAACACAAAGCCGUGGUGAUAAAAUUUUUGGAACGCACGUUUCCUACGGUUUUGGUCAUAAUCUUAACUCCAUCGGCCCAACUGGUACCUUCCAACGGGUUUCCGCUUGCACAAUUAAAAUCUAAAGGAGUGUUUUUCGUCAAAAAGGAACCGUUGCCCAUAUCCAAAACUACCCCAGGCGAAUUGGUGAUCGUGGGCGAUCUUUCCCCAAAGAUUAUCGACCAACUAGCAUCGUUGGUUGACGAAAUUCUGUUACCUCUGCUGUCUAAUCCUUCCAAUCACGCCCAAUGGCCCGGAAUUAUAGCCAAGGACGUACACAAACACGUACAUAGUCUUAAGAGUACGGUUUAUCAGGUCAAAGGGCAAGUAAAUGGCCAAACGGUGCUGCCUCUUCCCGUCGGUGUGGAAAGGGUUUUCGAAGUGGAGAAAAUCGUUGCCGAAAGUAAUGGCGAAAACUGCGAUUUGUAUUUGAAAAGUAGCAUCGAAGGAGUGGUGAUGAAAUGGACCACCCAAAUUAACGAUGUGCUUAUAAAUAAUUCCUCUGAGAAAUACUCGAAUGCUGUCCCAUCGAUGGAAAUCCAGUUUUGGAACCAGCGCCUCAAAAACUUACAAUACAUUUAUCAACAAUUGAGAGACCCCAAAGUGAAGAGUAUGGCGACUAUACUCGAAAAAACUAACAGCGCUUAUUACGCCUGCUUCAGAAAUCUGUUCAAGAACGUUGUGGUAGCUCUGGCAGAAGCGAAAGACAUCUACCUUCACCUCACACCUUUAAAAAAGCACAUAGCUUUACUAGAGGAAACCGACUUCAGCGAAUGCAUCCCAUUGUUGACACCGACAAUUCACGUGAUCUGUCUUAUAUGGGCCACAUGCGUUUCAUACGAUCAAGUGAAACUAAUCACUUUGCUUAAGCAAAUAUGCAACUUGCUAAUUGCAGAGGCUAAGAAGUUUUUAGAUCCUACAACACUAUUCCAUAGCGACAUAGACGAAGCUAUGCAAAGACUAGAUUUAUGUUUAAAAACUUUGAAACACUUUUUGAACCUUUUCAAAAUAUACAAAUGUAAUUUGCACAGAUUUUCCAAAGACAAGCAAGUUAGUCCAUGGAAUUUCCAUGCCAAUAUGGUGUUCAGCAGGUUCACAGCGUUUUUGGAAAGGCUCAGUACCAUUAGAUGGUUUUUUAACACUGUUUUGGAAUUUAGUAAACUAGAGAAAGUGGAAAUCGGUGGUAUCAACGGUAGAAUGCUAAGUUCUAGAAUAACCAUCGUCUUCAGUGAAUUCCAACAGUGCUAUUCAAUAUUUUCUGGAAAAUCAUACGACGUUCUAGAUCCGGACGAUCCGUCAUUUCUGAGUGACUUUGAAACUUUCAAACGAAAAAUUUUCGAUAUGGACAUGAAACUGGCGGCUAUUUUAUGCCAGGCUUUUGAAGAUUGUUCAAACUUAGACAGUAUAUUCAAGUUAAUUAAUAUAUCCGGGUGUUUAUUAGAAAGGCAGAUAAUUAAAGAGGAAUUCACGAAGAAAUAUGUUCACAUACUCGACAUGUUAGAAUACGAGGCCAAAUUAAUUCAGGAUGCGUUUGAUGACCAAACGAACCAUUUCAAAAAAUUCGGAGAAUUCAAAGUAGACGAAUACGCACCUCCAGUGACCGGAACACUAAGAUGGACUCGAAAUUUAAUCGAACGAAUUAAAUCAGUUCAAACGAAGUUACAAGGAUUUCAGCAUCCCAUAAUGGAGGACUCGAGAGCUAUCAGCGUCAUGAACAAAUUUGAAACUAUGGCAGAGGAACUCAAUCGAGUUGCUGAAAAUUCACUGAAAGAUUGGGCAGAGAAAAUACCAUUUCGUAUUGAAACUAACAUACGACAAUCCCUUCUAACGCAGAAUCCCAAAUCGAAAGAGUUGUAUUUGAAUUUUAACCCCCAACUCUCCGCCAUUCUGCGCGAAGUUCAUUAUUUGAAACUGAUGGAAAUCGCGGAUAUUCCAGAAUUGGCACUAAAAAUUGCCGAGAAGGACGAACUAUUUCGGAAAUACAAUUCGAAUUUGACUUCGACGAUCGCUUGGUAUAAUAAAAUUAGAAAAACUGCGAAAUCAGUGGAAUUUUGUUUGAUCCAGUCCGAAAUACGCGAAGUAGACAAUUUGAUACUUUAUGGACAGAGCGGUCUUCACUGGAAUUCCGAUGAAUUGUGGAAUUAUAUUACCAACCUUCGCGAUUUAGUUAAGCGUGUCCAGGACAAUUUGCAAGAGGCCCAGCAUAAUUUAAACAGUAUCAAGGAUUUGUUAAUACCGUUCGCGAGAAAACCAUUAUUCGAAAGAAAAGAUGGCAAACGUGAUACGUUUUUAUGCAUCGAUGAUCGAGAGGAAAGAAUAUCCAAGAGGCACGUCGAAAUUCGACUAGCAACUCAGACUAUUUCGACUUUGCUGGCUGCGAAUAUGAAACUAUUUAGAAUCGCAGAAAACAAUAUCAGCGUCGAUUGGGUUAAUUAUAUUGAUUUUGUUGAUAAAAUUGUAUUGAAUUACUUGUAUCAGUCCGUCGGUUGCAGUUUGGGUUACAUUAACGAGCAUAUGGAUUCCACCAACAACUUGCCUCCACUCUUUGAAGUGUUACUAAACCUAAUGGAACCAAAUAUAGUAUUCGUACCGUCAUUAGACUCUAAUUCUCCUCAAAGUUUUCGAGCAAUGAUUACCAACAUCAUAACAGAUAUCGUGAAAACGUCAGAAAUCAUCCCGCGUUUGUCAAAGAGAGCAAAAAAAUCUUACAACGAUGAAAUCGAAAACCACCAAGAUAUCGUGGACAUGAAAAACGACAUCCUCCAAAGCGUGGAUAAAGCGUUGGAGGAAGCUUACGAAUUCUGCAACAAUUUUCAAAACUACUCGUAUUUGUGGUUGGACGAUAGAGAAGAAUAUCUAAACCAAAUAUUAACUUACGGCAGGCAGUUGAGCAGCGAGGAGAUUGAGCUGGUAGCUGCCAAAGAUGUCUGCGCUCCGCCUCAAUCGCCUCCUAAAAUGGAAACAUUUCGGGAGCAAAUUGAUAAUUUUGAGACGUUGUAUGGCGAAGUGGAACAGAUACAGGAAAAAGAGAUUUUUUUCGCGUGGUUCCAGGUUGAUAUUAGACCUUUUAAGCAAGCACUUUUAAAUACCAUCAGAAAAUGGGGUGACAUGUUCAAGGGACAUCUGGUGAAUACGGUCACCACUAGCCUUUGCGAUUUGGGGCAGUUUAUUAGGAAAGCAGAUGAAGGUCUUCAGCAGACUGUGGUCGAUUACCAAACACUGGUUAAUGUUAUGGGUUAUCUUCUACAAGUAAAAGAGCGGCAAGCUAAUACGGACGAGAUGUUCAUUCCACUGCGUGAGACGAUAGAAGUUUUAAAAUUUUAUGACCAAGAUAUCCCUGAAGAAGUAAACGUAUACCUACAAGAACUGCCGGAGCAAUGGAACAACACCAAAAAAAUCGCCAUAACUGUUAAACAGCAGUUAGCGCCUCUGCAAGCUGCUGAAGUCACAUGCAUCAGGAAGAAUAUAUCACAAUUUGAAGUCAAAAUAACCCAUUACAGAGAGGUAUUUAAAAAAUAUGCGUUUUUUUACUAUUCAUGUGCCGUUCCAUACGAAACAAUAGACAAAGUCGAUAAAGAUAUGAGAAAAUUGGAAUACGGAAUGAGAUCAAUACACGAAUCUGGUUCCCUUUUUGAAGUGAAUGUACCGGAUUUUAAAGUUUUGAAACAAUGCAGACGCGAUUUGAGAUUAUUAAAGCAAUUAUGGGACUACGUACAUAUCGUUCACGCGUGCGUGAACGACUGGAAAACUACACCAUGGAGGAAAAUCGAUGUAGAAAAUAUGGACAUCGAAUGCAAAAAAUUUGCCAAAGAGAUUCGAAUGCUGGACAAAGAAAUGAGGUCUUGGGAUACGUAUAAUGGUCUGGAAGCUACUGUGAAGAACACUUUGACAUCAUUGAAAGCAGUUGGUGAGCUGCAAAACCCUGCUAUUAGAGAUAGACACUGGGAUCAACUAAUGUCUUCUACAAAGAACCUUGCAGCUUUACCUCAAGAAUUUAAAACUAAAAUCGUGAUGGAUUUCAAUACAACUUUGGCGGACUUGCUAGAGUUAAAUCUCCACGAGUGCGAAGAAGAAGUAAAGAAUAUAGUCGACAAAGCGGUGAAAGAAAUGUCAAUGGAAAAAAUUUUGAGGGAGCUACACGCCACCUGGUCUACGAUGGCUUUCGAGCAUGAAAUACACCAGCGAACUGGAUGUACUUUGCUGAGAGCUAGCGAAGAGCUUAUCGAAACUUUGGAAGACAAUCAGGUUCAAUUGCAGAACUUAAUAACUUCCAAGUUCAUUGCCCAUUUUCUCGAGGAAGUGUCUGCUUGGCAAAGUAAAUUAGGAUUAGCGGAUCAAGUGAUCAGCGUUUGGUUUGAGGUUCAAAGAACAUGGAUGCAUUUGGAAUCGAUUUUCAUGAGUUCCGAAGAUAUUAGGAAACAACUUCCAGAGGAUUCGGCCAGAUUUGACAUUAUCGACGAAGGAUUUAAAAAGCUUAUGAAAGAUAUGACUAACGUGUCUAAUGUUGUUGAAGCGACGAACAAGAAAGGGCUUCUGGAAGUAUUGGAGGACUUGCAAAGAAAUCUCGUGCUAUGUGAAAAGGCACUCGCGGUGUACUUGGAAACUAAAAGACUGGCGUUUCCUAGAUUUUAUUUUGUUUCUUCUGCGGACUUAUUAGAUAUACUUUCAAAUGGUAAUCAACCCCAACAGGUAGCUAAGCAUUUAACCAAGCUCUUCGAUUCCAUCGCCAGAUUGGAAUUCGAAAUGGAUGAAGAUGGGAAACUAAACAAUAUAAUAACCGCAAUGUAUGCUAAAGACGGUGAAUUUUUGCCUUUUCACGUAUCCACAAAUUGUAAUGGACCUGUAGAAGUGUGGCUUAAUAGGAUACAAGAUUCGAUGAGAGCGACGUUACAGCAUUCUAUUGGUGAAGGAGUCUUGUCAUAUGAAGAAAAACCAAGAGAUCAAUGGCUUUUUGAUUUUCCAGCGCAAGUGUCCCUUUGUGGAACACAGAUUUGGUGGACCACCGAAGUAAACAUAGCAUUUGCUCGUUUAGAAGAAGGUUACGACAACGCUAUUAGAGACUAUUAUAAAAAACAAGUAUCCCAACUAAGCACUUUAAUUUCUUUGCUACUGGGCGACUUAACCAAGCAGGACAGACAAAAAAUAAUGACGAUCUGCACUAUCGACGUCCAUUCUAGAGAUGUGGUGAGCAAACUGAUACAGAGCAAGGUCGAAAGCGCUUUGGCGUUUCAAUGGGUUUCUCAACUUCGGCACAGAUGGGGCGAGAAGGAGAAACAUUGUUUUGCCAACAUUUGCGAUGCUCAGUUUACUUACUGCUAUGAAUAUUUGGGCAACACCCCACGGCUUGUGAUAACUCCCCUGACGGAUAGAUGUUACAUCACACUCACGCAGUCUCUACAUUUAGUAAUGGGAGGAGGCCCUGCUGGUCCGGCUGGCACUGGCAAAACUGAAACUACAAAGGAUCUAGGAAGGGCUCUUGGAAUAAUGGUCUAUGUAUUCAACUGCUCCGAGCAAAUGGAUUACAAGUCCUGCGGCAAUAUCUACAAGGGGCUGGCCCAAACUGGUGCUUGGGGAUGCUUUGAUGAGUUCAAUAGGAUAUCGGUAGAAGUACUUUCAGUCGUAGCAGUGCAAGUAAAGUCUGUACUGGAUGCUAUUAAGAAUAAAAAAAAUACGUUUGAUUUUAUGGGAGAUAUGAUUCAAUUAGUUCCCACUGUUGGGAUAUUUAUCACGAUGAAUCCGGGAUAUGCAGGGCGCACAGAACUACCGGAGAAUUUAAAGGCCCUUUUCAGACCAUGUGCGAUGGUAGUACCAGACUUUGAGCUGAUAUGUGAAAUUAUGUUGGUCGCUGAGGGUUUUCAGGAAGCUAAAAUCCUGGCAAGAAAAUUCAUUACACUUUACACACUUUGCAAAGAACUUUUAUCCAAACAAGAUCAUUACGAUUGGGGACUUAGAGCGAUCAAAUCGGUCUUAGUUGUAGCUGGAUCUCUUAAGAGAGGUGAUCCUGGAAGACCAGAAGAAGAAGUUUUAAUGAGAGCGUUAAGAGAUUUCAACAUACCAAAAAUCGUAACCGAUGAUACUCCGGUUUUCAUGGGAUUAAUUGGGGACCUAUUUCCUGCUUUGGAAGUACCCAGAAAACGCGACGUGGAGUUUGAGAGAACAGUUAAACAAGCAGCGAUAGACUUAAAACUGCAACCAGAAGAUAACUUCAUUUUAAAGGUGGUACAACUGGAAGAAUUGUUGGAAGUUCGCCACUCUGUGUUUAUCGUCGGAAACGCAGGAACUGGUAAAACGCAAGUCUGGAAAACUCUAUUCCGCACCUAUACAAACAUCAAACGUAAACCCAUAUUUAAUGACCUGAAUCCAAAAGCUGUUACGAAUGACGAGCUUUUCGGGAUCAUUAAUCCAGCGACUAGGGAAUGGAAAGAUGGAUUACUUUCAGUUCUCAUGAGGGACCAAGCGAACCUAAGUGGAGAUAAUCCAAAAUGGAUCAUUCUCGAUGGCGAUAUCGAUCCAAUGUGGAUAGAAUCUCUCAACACCGUUAUGGAUGAUAACAAAGUCCUCACUUUAGCGAGCAACGAAAGGAUAGCUCUAACUCCAGCAAUGCGUCUAAUUUUUGAAAUCUCCAAUCUGCGGACAGCAACCCCAGCGACAGUAUCAAGGGCGGGAAUUCUUUACAUCAACCCUCAAGAUCUCGGAUGGAAUCCCUACGUUACCAGCUGGAUUGAGUCGCGAGAAAAUGGCGCUGAGAAGUCAAACUUAAUAAUGCUGUUCGAUAAAUAUAUACCAGUAUGUUUGGAAAACGUUCGUACGAGAUUUAAAAAAAUUACACCCGUACCAGAGACUUCCCAUAUUCAAAUGUUAUGUAAUUUAUUAGAAUGCGUUUUAACCCUGCAAAAUACCCCUCCAGAGUGUCCUAAAGAUUGGUACGAAUUAUAUUUCGUCUUCUGUUGUGUUUGGGCAUUUGGAUCUGCCAUGUUUCAGGAACAAGCCACCGACUAUAGAGUGGAAUUUACGAAAUGGUGGGUAAAUGAGUUUAAGACGGUGAAAUUCCCUUCAGUUGGCACGGUGUUUGAUUACUACAUUGACGACGAAACUAAACAAUUUAUUCCAUGGACCGAAAAACUGGGCAAAUUUGAAAUGGACCACGAUACGCCUCUUCAGGCAGUGCUCGUCCAUACUGCAGAAUCGAUCAGAAUUCGAUACUUUCUCGAUUUGCUGAUGAAUAAGCGUCACCCCAUUAUGUUAGUAGGAAACGCGGGUUGUGGUAAAACGGUAUUAGUCAGAGAAAAAUUAAUAAACUUAUCGGAAAAUUACGCGAUUGCGAAUAUUCCGUUCAAUUUUUAUACAACAUCGGAGAUGUUGCAGAAGAUAUUGGAGAAGCCUCUAGAGAAAAAAGCGGGAAGAAAUUACGGCCCACCAGGAAAUAAAAUUUUAAUUUACUUCAUAGAUGACAUGAACAUGCCUGAAGUAGACACUUAUGGCACAGUGCAACCCCAUACGUUGAUAAGACAACACUUAGAUUAUAACCACUGGUAUGACAGGAAUAGAUUGACUUUAAAGGACAUCCACAACUGUCAAUACGUGUCCUGUAUGAACCCAACGGCAGGCAGCUUUUUCAUUAAUCCAAGACUUCAAAGACAUUUUUACGUUUUUGCUAUUAGCUUUCCGGGCACGGAAGCUUUGACAACUAUAUAUCAAGCUAUAUUGGGGACCCAUUUGACAAACUCCGAAUACAAGUUCUCUUCGACCGUUGUUAAAUUGUGUGAAAAUACAGUCGCGGCAUCUGUAGCCCUGCAUCAUAAAAUAUCGCAAAUAUUUUUACCGACGGCGAUAAAGUUUCACUAUAUAUUUAAUUUAAGGGAUAUGUCGAACAUUUUUCAGGGUUUAUUGUUCAGCACUAACGAUUGUCUCACGCAACCCUCAGACUUAGUGAGGCUAUGGGUGCACGAAUCCCAAAGGGUUUAUGGCGAUAAACUAACCGAAGAAAAGGACAUCGAUGCGUUUUCGAAAUUGCAAUUGGACGUUUUCAAGAAAAAUUUUGAGGAAAUCGAUGAAUCGGUGGUAUUUGAAAAACCCAUAAUAUAUUGUCAUUUCGCUGGAGGUAUUGGAGAACCCAAAUAUAUGCCCUUGAUAGAAUGGUCCACAUUGCAGAAGCUUUUAAACGAAGCAAUGUCUAGCUACAACGAUCUCGUGGCAGCAAUGAAUUUAGUUCUCUUUGAAGAUGCAAUGAUGCACGUGUGCCGAAUUAACAGAAUCCUAGAAUCGCCUAGAGGUAGUGCCCUUCUCGUAGGUGUAGGAGGAAGUGGUAAACAAUCGCUAGCACGCCUUGCCGCCUUCAUAUCGUCUCUAGAAGUAUGUCAGAUUCAACUCAAAAAAGGCUAUGGGGUCACGGACCUCAAACACGAACUAUUCUCGUUAUAUCUAAAAUCCGGCUUGAAAAACGUAGGCAUUAUGUUCCUUAUGACCGACGCGCAAGUGCCCAACGAGCAAUUUUUGGUUCUUAUAAACGAUAUGUUGGCAACUGGAGAAGUAUCGGACAUGUUUCCAGACGACGAAGUGGAAAACAUAAUCGCCGGAGUGAGGAACGAAGUGAAAGGUGCGGGAAUGUUGGACACCAGAGAAAACUGCUGGAAAUUUUUCAUAGAUCGGGUGCGAAAACAACUCAAAUUGGUACUGUGUUUUUCCCCCGUCGGAUCCACUUUACGAAUACGAUCCAGAAAGUUCCCGGCCAUAAUCAAUUGCACACAAAUUAAUUGGUUCCACGAAUGGCCGCAAGAGGCGCUCGUAUCAGUCUCGUUGCGGUUUUUGCAAGAGCUAGAAGUGUUGCCGGAUGAUUUGCGAGAAGCCGCGUCAAAGUUCAUGGCUUAUGCCCAUACUUCCGUCAAUGUCACGUCAAAAAUUUACUUGCAAAACGAGAGAAGGUAUAAUUACACCACGCCGAAGUCGUAUCUCGAGCAAAUUAACUUGUACGCGAAAUUGUUGCGGCAAAAAUCAAAAGAACUGUCGUCAAAAGUAGAACGCUUGGAGAACGGUUUGGACAAACUCAAAAAUACGGCGGAGCAAGUUGACGAGUUGAAAAAAAAAUUGGCUUUACAAGAAAUCGAACUCAAAGAGAAAAACGACGCUGCUGAUUCGCUAAUUGAAAUCGUCGGUAUAGAAACCGAAAAGGUGUCGAUUGAGAAAAAAUUGGCUGACGAAGAGGAAGAAAAGGUAGCGAUGAUAGCCGAAGAAGUAGCCAAGAAGCAAAAAGAUUGCGAGGAGGAUCUUCUAAAAGCGGAGCCUGCUUUAAUCGCGGCCCAGGAAGCGCUGAAUACUUUAAAUAAAGCGAAUUUGACUGAGUUGAAGUCUUUUGGAUCGCCUCCGGGUGCAGUGACCAACGUAACUGCCGCUGUGAUGGUAUUACUGGCACCAGCGGCCAAGAUACCCAAAGACCGAAGCUGGAAAUCCGCAAAGCUGGUAAUGGCAAAAGUGGACGCAUUUUUAGACUCCCUUAUCAAUUACGACAAAGAAAAUAUUCACCCGGAGAUCAUAAAAGCCAUCGAGCCCUAUCUGAAAGACGCUGAGUUUGAGCCCGAGUUUGUAAGGUCUAAAUCGACAGCUGCGGCUGGCCUAUGUGCUUGGGUGAUAAAUAUUAUCAAGUUUUAUGAAGUUUACUGUGACGUGGAACCUAAAAGAAAAGCUCUUGCGGCGGCCAAUGCGGAAUUGGCAGCGGCUCGAGAUAAGCUCAAUAGCAUCAAAAAUAAAGUCGCAUCGCUGGAGUUGCAACUUGCAAAAUUAACCGCGGAUUUCGAAAAAGCGACUCAGGAGAAACUACUAUGCCAGCAGGAAGCUGACGCUACAAAUGCAACUAUAGCUCUAGCCAAUAGGCUAGUUGGAGGUCUCGCUAGUGAAAAUGUGCGCUGGGCGGAAACUGUCAAUAAAUUCGUUGAAAAUGGAAAAAUGAUGCCUGGCGAUGUACUUCUAACAACAGCAUUCAUCUCCUACGUCGGCUGCUUUACUAAGCAAUACAGACAGGAUUUACUUCAUAAAAUGUGGUUGCCGUUCUUAAAGACUUUGGAUCCUAGCGUCCCUCUAACAGAAAAUCUCGAUCCCCUAUCGCUUCUAACUGAUGAUACUAUAAUCGCCAAAUGGCAUAACGAAGGUCUACCAAGUGACAGGAUGUCGACUGAAAACGCCACUAUUUUGAUCAGUUCUGAUCGCUGGCCUUUGAUGAUCGAUCCCCAACUUCAGGGAAUCAAAUGGAUUAAACAGAAAUAUGGAGAUAGCUUAAAAGUAAUUAGAUUAGGCCAGAAGGGUUGCUUAGAUGUAAUAGAGAAAUCCAUUACACAAGGUGCUACAGUCUUGGUGGAAAAUAUAGGGGAAAGCGUCGACCCAGUUCUCGAUACCUUGCUGGGAAGAAAUCUUAUCAAAAAGGGAAAAGCUGUCAAAAUUGGAGACAAAGAAAUCGAAUACAACUCAAUGUUCCGCUUAAUUUUACACACCAAACUCGCCAAUCCUCAUUACAAGCCUGAAAUGCAAGCUCAAGCCACCUUAAUCAAUUUUACCGUCACCAGAGAUGGACUUGAGGACCAGUUACUCGCUGAGGUGGUAAAAGCUGAGCGGCCAGAUUUGGAAGACUUAAAGGCUGACCUCACCAAACAACAAAAUGACUUCAAAAUAAUGCUUAAAAGUUUGGAAGAUGAUUUACUGUCUCGUUUAUCUUCAGCGGGUGGAAAUUUGUUAGGCGACACUACACUAGUGGAAAACCUGGAAACCACUAAGCGUACAGCAGCCGAUAUCGAACAAAAAGUAGCAGAAGCUAGAAUAACUUCAACUAAAAUCGACCAGGCUAGGGAAUUUUAUAGACCAGCCGCUGCUAGAGCAAGUUUGCUCUACUUCAUCCUUAACGAGUUGAAUACUAUUAAUCCAAUUUACCAAUUUUCUUUGAAAGCUUUCAAUGUUGUUUUCCAAAAAGCUAUUGCGAAGGCAGAACCCGCUGAUACAGUAUCUGGAAGAGUUAGUAAUCUGAUUGACUGUAUUUCAUUCUCCGUUUUCCAGUAUACAACCAGAGGGUUAUUUGAAAGCGACAAACUGAUAUUUGCUUCGCAGAUGACGUUUCAAAUCCUGUUAAUGAAUCGCGAGAUAAACGCGGCAGAUUUGGAUUUUCUAUUGAGAUUUCCGAUCAAGCCACACGUCACGAGUCCAGUCGAAUUCUUAUCCAACCACUGCUGGGGUGGUAUCUGUAGUUUAGCAACUAGGGACGAAUUUCGGAACUUGGAUCGAGAUAUAGAGAAUUCUCCGAAAAGGUGGAAAAAAUUGGUAGAAUGCGAAACUCCCGAAAGAGAAAAGUUUCCCCAAGAAUGGAAAAGUAAGACUGCUCUUCAGAGACUUUGCAUGAUGAGAGCAUUAAGGCCUGACCGAAUGUUAUAUGCUAUGAUGGCGUUUAUCGAGGAAAAGUUGGGUACUAAGUACGUUGGAAAUAAAACAGUAGAGUUCAGCAAAUCGUUUGAAGAAACAAGUCCUUCGACGCCGAUAUUCUUCAUUUUAUCACCCGGAGUAAAUCCUCUGAAGGACGUAGAAGAUUUGGGAGAAAAAUUGGGCUUCACUCUGGAAAAACAAAAUUUUCACAAUGUUUCCCUGGGACAAGGUCAAGAAGUCGUAGCAGAAAAGGCUAUGGAGACGGCAGCAUUAAAUGGACAUUGGGUUGUCUUACAAAACAUACAUUUGGUUAAGAAGUGGUUACCAAAUCUCGAGAAAAACUUAGAACAUUAUGCUUUCGGUGGUCACUCCGAAUACCGAGUAUUCAUGAGCGCCGAACCAGCUGCUUCACCAGCUGGUCAUAUAAUCCCUCAAGGUAUUCUCGAAUCUUCUAUUAAAAUUACAAAUGAACCGCCCACGGGCAUGAAAGCAAAUUUGCACAAGGCAUUGUCGAAUUUUAAUCAGGAAACGUUGGAGCAAUGUGGAAAAGAGGCCGAAUUUAAAGUAAUCCUGUUCUCAUUGUGUUACUUCCACGCAGUAGUAGCGGAAAGGAGAAAAUUUGGACCGCAAGGGUGGAACAAAAUGUAUCCAUUCAAUGCUGGAGACUUGACGAUUAGCGUUUUUGUACUGUACAACUAUCUAGAAGCUAAUUCGAAAGUCCCAUGGGAGGACCUGCGCUAUUUGUUCGGUGAAAUUAUGUAUGGAGGUCACAUUACUGAUGACUGGGAUAGAAGAUUGUGCAACACAUACUUAGAAGAGAUUUUACAACCGGAUCUGGUGGAUGGGGAGCUGCUGCUGGCUCCAGGUUUUCCAGCACCACCCAACACAGACUAUCAAGGAUACCACAAUUACAUCGAUGAAGUACUGCCGUCUGAAUCACCAUAUCUUUAUGGACUUCAUCCAAACGCUGAAAUAGGAUUUUUGACUACAACCGCUGACAAAUUAUUUAGAAUCGUGUUUGAAAUGCAACCUAGAGACGCAGAGUCUUCUGGGGGCGCCACAGUAACUCACGAGGAGAAGGUUAAACAAAUGGUGGACGAGAUGAUGGAAAAACUACCAGAAGAUUUUAAUAUGACGGAAAUAAUGGGGAAAGUAGAGGAGAGAACCCCUUACGUAAUAGUUGCGUUCCAGGAGUGCGAGAGAAUGAAUUUGCUAAUAGGGAAAAUUAAACAAACUCUGAGAGAAUUGGAGUUGGGACUCAAAGGAGAACUCACAUUUACAUCUGAUAUGGAGGAUCUGGAAAACGCGGUAUUUCUGGACCAAGUGCCCUUAUCGUGGUCCCAAAGGGCAUAUCCUUCAUUGUUAGGGCUGACCGCUUGGUUUGUUGAUUUAUUGCUGAGAAUUAGGGAGUUAGAAACCUGGUCCACAGACUUUGUGCUUCCUGCUUCAGUGUGGUUGGGUGGAUUUUUUAACCCUCAAUCAUUGUUAACAGCGAUAAUGCAGAGUACGGCGAGAAGAAACGAAUUGCCUUUAGACAAAAUGUGCUUACAAUGUGACGUUACUAAAAAGCAAAAGGAAGAAUUUACAAGUGCUCCUCGAGAUGGCGCUUACGUCCACGGUCUGCACAUGGAAGGGGCUCGUUGGGACGUACAAGCUGGAAUUAUAAUGGACUCAAGAUUAAAGGAGCUAUUUCCUGCAAUGCCUGUGAUCAAUAUAAAAGCGAUUACCCAAGAUAAGCAGGAUUUGCGCAACAUGUACGAGUGUCCUGUAUAUAAAACGAGGACCAGAGGGCCAACUUUUGUAUGGACAUUUAACUUAAAGACAAAAGAUAAACCUGCCAAGUGGACUUUGGCCGGGGUUGCUCUGCUUUUACAAAUUUAAUUUAAACUGAAAGUUGUAAUUAUAACAGCAAUGUGCACUUUAGCGACAAAUAUUGGUUUCAGGACAUUAGCGUUGUAGUAAAACAAAAAAAUUUUAAAUGCAAAGGUUGUUUUUAUAAGAACAUUUCGUAAGUAUAUAAAGAUUAUUUUAAAUAAUAUUGAAUAACGCAAGAACAAGAACCUUUUUUCAAAAAUACGGCGUCCUGUAUAUUAUUCUAUAAUUUGGUUAUGGCUAUUGGCCUUGUCCUUCCCUAUAGCAACCUUUAUCUUUUUCCCAUCAAAAACGAAAUAUUGGUUUCUUUGUAGUUAGAUUCUGACAAAGUUUGACAUGUUUUUCAUUUUAUUUACGUCAAAGGAGUUUGGAGACCCUAGCGCCGACCAAUUUUGAAUGAUAAACACAUUUUUGAACUAUUUAACGGAAGCGCAGUGGCAAUUAAGAAUUUGGUAAAUGAUUAAUCCAAAAUGUCCCAAAAAUACAACGAACAUGGCAAAAUGCCAUUAGUGGAUGUAAUCAAAACAGGAAAAUUAAAUUGGAAAACACAAGAAACAAGAAAUACAAAAUGAACACAAA